Coccinella septempunctata (seven-spotted ladybird) is the source of this 3434-nucleotide messenger RNA. RefSeq lists its product as uncharacterized. The transcript is spliced from 2 exons. The record is from RefSeq and is a predicted model, not a curated record. Bases 11 to 3322 code for a protein of 1103 amino acids. Lineage: Eukaryota; Metazoa; Arthropoda; Insecta; Coleoptera; Coccinellidae.
UCAAGCGGCGAUGGCGGGUGCACGCGGAAUUUGUUGCUCUCGAUGUUCAGAGAAAAUUGAUAGAUAUAAAGAUUCAAUACUUUGCGUAAAUUGUGAAAGAAGUUAUCAUAUCGAAUGUGUCAAGAUAUCAGUGGAAGAUUUCAGCCGAAUUCGUCAAGAUGGAAGUGUUAGUGAGUGGAGAUGCAAUGAUUGCUCCCAGUCAAAGAGUACAAUGGAGAUCAUGAAGCAAUCGUCAGACUCUGCUGGAUUUCUAGUUACCAAGGAAGAAUUGCUAAAUUUGAAAUUGGAGAUUGUGAGUGAUAUUACUUCAGUCUUCAAAAAUGAGUUAAAGGACUUGAGGAAAUUGGUUAAUUCGCAAAAUAAACAAAUUGCCGAUUUAAAAAAGGAGAUUGAUAAUCUCAGAAAUGAUAAAGUUGUUAUCAGAGCGGGACAUGUGGAUACUCCGUAUGUCCCACCCGCUCGGAAUGCCGUAUGUGAGUCAUUCCUAACUGAAACAGAAGGUAAACAAACCGAGCUACGAAAUUCUAACCAGAUUGUCGAUAUUGACACAUUAAAGACAGCCGAAGCGGAAAAUUCAGGUUUGACAUCAGCCAGCAAUAACAACCCAAAUAUAAACAAAGGAGAUUUGACAGAAUUUACAGAAAGAGAAGAUCUUGCAACGAAGUGGACAACAGUGACAAGAAGGGAAAGAAAAACAAAGAAAAGCAGUGAAUCUGAAUCGACUCGAAAUACAGUACAUAGGAAAACAAGAAGGAGUAUUUUAUGCACCGGAGACAAUAAACUAGACGAUAAGAUAAAAGGCGCCAUUAGGAGAAAAUGGAUUUACGUGGGAAGAAUUGCCGGUUCUGAUGUAACAGCUCAAGAUGUGAGGAACUUCCUUUCGAAUCUUCCUGGAUAUGAAACAAUUGAAAUAAAUAAAUUAACAACGAAAGGUACAAACUCGGCUUUCAGUAUUGGAGUGCCUGAAGAAACAUACAAUCUGACGGUGACUAAUCGUGAGCCCACUCGUAUAACUCCACACUCGGCCACCUGCCUUGAUAAUGUAAUAUCUAAUCUGGAGGGCACUACAACUGUCCAGGAAGAGCAUAUGGCUGAUCACUCGGGGCUUAAAUUCAUUUUUCAGAAUGGACCAUUACCUCUUGAGUCAGUAGUGAAGAAAAAGGUGAGAAUAUUUAAUGACAACACACACCAACAUUUUGAAUGUCUACUCAAGAAGGCGGACUGGUCUAGUGUUUACCUUCUGCCAGAAAAUAAUGUGGAUGAAAUGUGGAAUUCCUUUUCCGAAAUUUUCGGCAUGAUUUAUAGUAUUGCUUUUCCGGUGAGGACAGUAAACAGGUGCAAGAAAAACAAAUUUCAGAACUCUCCAGAGGUUAAAUCAUGGAAGCGGUUAGCGGAUGCUCUGUUUGUGGUUUCUAGGUAUAGACCCGACAUGAUGGAAAAUUAUAGAUAUGCAAAAUACAGAUACGAUAAAGCAAUUAUUUAUAAUAAACAAUUUCAUUAUAGGAGGAUCAUUGAUGGAGCUGAUAAUAAAUCGAGCGCAGUCUGGAAUGUCAUAAGGCAGAUAACCAAGAAGAAGAGGACAUCUGAUGCCAAACUCCCAGCGCUAAGCGAAGAAGGUAAUCUGGCGGAGGCUGCAGAUGCAUUCAAUAGAUUCUUUACGAAUCUCCCACCGAGACAAACUGGAGGCCCAGAGGUCAAUGUUAACAGCGCUAUUCCAGAACGAACACAUAAAUCCCUCUAUCUAUUCGACGUUACUGAAUCAGAAAUAUUGUCAGUUGUAAAAAAUAUGAAGAACAAGAAUAGUUGUGGUCAUGAUGGUGUCCCUAUGACUGUAAUCAAACGACAUAUUUCAAAUAUUUUAAGACCUCUUUGUUAUAUAAUCAACUGUUCUUUCAGGGGCGGCAUUUUUCCGGAUUCUUUCAAGCUAUCACUGGUUAAACCCUGUUAUAAGAAAGGUGACAUAAAUUUGCUCUCCAACUAUAGACCAAUCUGCUUAACUACAGCAUUUGCUAAGAUUUUCGAGAAAGUACUUGCCAAGCGAAUUCUGAAGUUCUUCCAAAAAUUUGAAAUUUUAUCUAGGAAACAACAUGGUUUCAUCCCGGGACGCGGCACUGAGACUGCCAUUUUCGAGGUCCUAUGGCAGAUUACACUCACUCUCGAGCGAGGAGAGAUACCAGCAGGACUCUUUGUUGACCUAUCCAAAGCAUUUGAUUAUGUUGACCAUAGACGCCUGCUAAUGAAGCUGGAGAGAUUUGGUAUUAGGGGGUUACCACUCAAGCUUUUUGAAAGCUAUCUUGGCAACAGAAGACAGGCUGUCGUUUUGGACUCGCCUGGGGGGCGGCAUAUGUCAUCUGAGGCCUCUGUUCUGGAGGGUAUCUUUCAAGGCACAAUAUUGGGGCCGAUCCUGUUUGUGGUCUAUAUCGAUGAUCUACCCACAAGGAUUCAGGAUGAGAAUUUCGUGGUUGAUAUGCCGGUGCGUCGGGAUGCUUGCUUGUUUGCGGAUGAUACAAAUGUCAUAGUGAGUGGUGACAAUAUUGAGACCCUAUCAGAAAACAUACGAGAAACAAUGCAGCGUAUUCAGGGUUGGUGCACGGAAAACAAGUUGAAUCUGAAUGCAGACAAAACCAACAUUGUCAUAUUUUCUAACAUUAGAACUAAUCUAUUAUUUCCAGAGAAGAUUACACUUGGUGAUGGUGAGGUUCCUGUUAAUCAGAAUACCAAACUGCUAGGCGUGAUGAUUGAAAGUAAUCUGGGAUGGACGUUGCACUGUGAUGCCUUAGUAUCCAGGUUGAAUUCCGUCAUUUAUACGUUCAAGAUAUUGAGAGAUCAAGUCGAUGUGGAUACCUUAAAAACGGUAUACUUCGCAAAUUUCCAGUCUCUGCUGGCUUAUGGGCUCAUAUUCUGGGGAGGUGGAUCACAGGAGGAACGUGUAUUCAUUGUACAGAAAAAGGCACUGCGGACAAUGUUUAGAAUGAGCUACAGGACAUCAUGUAGGAACAUUUUUAAAGCGCAGAAUAUUAUGACUCUUCCCGGCCUUUUUAUAUACAGAACCUUGCUUUUUAUGCACAAAAAUAAGAAUUACUUUCAGGAUUUUGAAAACACGAAUAAUACAAGGAGAAAGUUCGCAUACUUCUUUCCCACUCAUAAGUUAUCUCUCACCGAACAUAAUCCUAUGUACACAGCAAUAAAACUUUUUAACUUUCUCCCGAAACACAUAAGGGACAUUAAGGAAUACACUACUUUUCGUAAAUCACUUCACCGACUCAUCAUGAAUAUUGAACCUUAUUCGAUUUCUGAAUUUAAGUGCGCCUGUGAGCGCUGAAGCAGAUUUUCUUGUUCUCUGGAGUCUAUCAAGCUAUGUAAUGUUUUCUUUUGACUUGUUUUCUCUUUAUUGUCGUGAUGAUAAUUUGGAAAAUAAAUGCAUAUUAUUAUUA